Nyctereutes procyonoides (raccoon dog) is the source of this 915-nucleotide messenger RNA. RefSeq names its product translation initiation factor IF-2-like. The record is from RefSeq and is a predicted model, not a curated record. Bases 1 to 915 code for a protein of 304 amino acids. Lineage: Eukaryota; Metazoa; Chordata; Mammalia; Carnivora; Canidae. The transcript has a single exon.
AUGCUGGCUUGGCCCGGGGAGCUCCAGCGGCCGGCGCAGGACCGCUCAGCCCCGCGGGCCCCUGGGGGCCGAUGUGGGGCGCGUCGGGCGCUGCACCAGACACGCGCCGCGCGCAGCUCGCGGAAGGGCCGGUUCCUCGCGGGGCGGGGGGGGGGGGCCCGGGGAGGGCCCCUCGGCCUCCACCCGCCAGAUCCUCCAGGGAAGCGGACCCCAGGCGAUUUCCAUGAGCGGGCUGGGCUCCAGCGGCAUCAGCUCCAGCACCCCCCCCCCGCGCCCCCCGACCUCUCCCGGCCGAGCCCGGAGCGCGCAGGAACGCGGACACGGCCACGCACACGCCCGCCGCCCUGCAGGCUGACCCCGGCCGCGGAGGUCGCCCCCGGCCCCGCAUACACACCCGCCGCCCUGCAGCCGGGGGCCCGGCACGCUCAGGGGGCCAGAGGCGGGGGCGGGGGGCAGCGACGCGCGGCUGCAGCUCCCGCAGGGGGCUCCCGGGCGCCUGCCCUCCUACCUGUAACCCCGCCGGCCGCCCGGCGGCCCGGACGCGUGCAGCACCGUCCCCCGCCCCGGGCCACCCACCCCGGCAGCUGCCUCCUGCAGCCAAAACCGCCUCACAAAGCCUGGCCAAGCAGCUCCCAGCCAAACUGCCGCGAAGGGGACCCAGCGGGCGGGGUGCGGAGAGGCAGCGGGGCUCGACGAGUCCGGGGCGCGACCCGGGCGCACGCGGGCCCCGCGCACGGGCCAGACGGGCGUCCGGGGAGGAUGGCGGGGGGCUCGGGGGGCUCGGGGGGCCCCGAGCCCAGCUCUCACCGGGUCCCUGUCGGCUCUGCAGCCCGCUCCCGCCGGCGGCGGCGCCCGCUCCGGGCCGAUGGGGAGAAGGCGCCCCCUGGUCUGCGUGCAGCCCCCGCCACGGGAUGA